UCGGGCUUGGGGAAGAAAGGUAGAAAAAACCCUAACGAGUCAGCCUUGUGCAUGAGACUGCGAUGAGCUCCGAAACAGCAAUGGAACCUUCAAAGGGAAUGAAAAUGGCAGCUACGAGCGCUACUGCUAGGAUUAGGGAUUCGGCUACACAAUUCAAAAGGUGGGGGAGAAAAUACCCAUUUCUCAGAUACGGGCUACCAAUGAUUUCACUCACCGUCCUUGGGGCUGGUGGUCUCGCCCACCUCUUGCAAGGCAGUAAAGAUGUGGCAAAGGUGAAAGACGAUCAAGAGUGGGAGAUCAUUGAGACCAGAAAAGCAUUGUCAAGAACCGGACCUGUGAAAAGUUAUGAGCCCAAGAAGAUUUCACUGGAAGAUGAGCUUAAGGCUUUGCAAGAGAAGGUUGACAUAAACAACUAUGAGUAUAAGAGAAUUCCGCGGCCAAAUGAAGGCAAGUCAAGCACAAACUAGUUCCAUUUCGAACUGUUCAUUUUUUAUGGU
Telopea speciosissima is the source of this 497-nucleotide messenger RNA. RefSeq lists its product as uncharacterized. The record is from RefSeq and is a predicted model, not a curated record. Gene Ontology annotation, cellular component: mitochondrial membrane. The transcript is spliced from 3 exons. Bases 63 to 467 code for a protein of 134 amino acids. Lineage: Eukaryota; Viridiplantae; Streptophyta; Magnoliopsida; Proteales; Proteaceae.